AUGGAACCGUUCAUCGAGUGCGACCGGUUCUCCAAAUGGGAACGAAUACUCCGUACCACAGCAUAUGUGUAUUCGUUCAUUGAUCGAUGCCGGGACUUCGGUAAGCAAGGGGCUUCGCGAAUCAAACAAGGAUUGACACAGGACGACAUGCAGCGAGCAGAGAAAGCUUUGUGGCGGCUUGCACAAGCCGACGCCUACGCCGAAGAGAUAAACGUCCUGCGGAAACAGCAAGAAUCAGACGAACACAGUUCGUUGAAACUCGACAGAAGCAGCACGAUUCGUCAACUAUCACCGUUUUUGGAUAAGUUCGACGUGGUUCGUAUGGCGGGACGAACUGAAGCUUCGCCGGUGGCAAGCUACGAUGCGAAGUUCCCAGUAAUCUUGCCGAAACAUCAUCGCCUGACUGAACUUCUAAUCGACUGGUACCACAGACGAUUCGGCCACCAUAGCAACGAAACUGUGGUUAAUGAAAUUCGCCAGCGCUAUCACAUUUCCACUCUACGGACGGUGGUGCGCAAAGUUGCAAAGAAGUGUCAGUGGUGUACGGUUAACAGGGCGCUUCCUGAAGUACCCAGGAUGGCUCCUCUACCGGAAGCACGUGUCACUCCGUUCGUGCGACCAUUUUCAUUGGUCGGCAUUGAUUAUUUCGGCCCUUAUAUGAUAAAAAUUGGACGAAGUCAAGUGAAGCGUUGGGUGGCACUGUUCACGUGCUUAGUCGUUAGAGCGGUACACCUAGAAGUAGCCGCCUCACUGUCUACCGAAUCAUGUAAGCUAGCUCUUCGGCGAUUCAUCGCUCGUCGCGGCGCACCGUUACAAAUCUUCUCCGACCACGGGACAAAUUUUGUUGGCGCCAGUCGGGAGCUGGCUGAUCAAGUAGCGGCAACGAACCAAGAGCUGGCGGAGACCUUCACGAAUGCUAACACCCGUUGGCUUUUCGUCCCUCCAUCUUCCCCGCACAUGGGCGGUGCCUGGGAAAGAAUGGUCAGAGCAGUUAAGGCAGCGAUGGAGUCGAUUAACCAUGCCCGUGCGCCGUCUGAAGAAGUAUUCAUAACAAUACUUUGUGAAGCAGAGUCAAUGGUCAAUUCCAGACCGUUGACAUACGUUCCUCUCGAAUCAUCGGAUCAGGAGGCUUUGACUCCAAACCAUUUUAUUCUCCUCAGUUCAAAUGGAAUCAAGCAGCCGGAGAAAGUUCCCACUACAGAAGGAGAAUCACUUCGGACCGGCUGGAACUUGUGUCGCUUUAUCCUGGAUCAGUUCUGGGCACGGUGGAUUCGGGAAUAUCUUCCGGAUUUGACUCGGCGAACCAAGAGGUCAAGCCUAUUCAGGAAGGAGACAUAG
This is a messenger RNA of Aedes albopictus (Asian tiger mosquito), 1338 nucleotides long. RefSeq lists its product as uncharacterized. The coding region runs from base 1 to 1338 and encodes 445 amino acids. Lineage: Eukaryota; Metazoa; Arthropoda; Insecta; Diptera; Culicidae. The record is from RefSeq and is a predicted model, not a curated record. The transcript has a single exon. Gene Ontology annotation, molecular function: nucleic acid binding. Gene Ontology annotation, biological process: DNA integration.